Sorex araneus (European shrew) is the source of this 6912-nucleotide messenger RNA. RefSeq names its product ST6 beta-galactoside alpha-2,6-sialyltransferase 2 (gene ST6GAL2). Lineage: Eukaryota; Metazoa; Chordata; Mammalia; Eulipotyphla; Soricidae. The coding region runs from base 358 to 1914 and encodes 518 amino acids. Gene Ontology annotation, molecular function: sialyltransferase activity. The record is from RefSeq and is a predicted model, not a curated record. Gene Ontology annotation, biological process: carbohydrate metabolic process. The transcript has 7 exons.
CUUUGUCACUUGUUUCAUUUAUUCAGACCAUGGACUCUAGUAGCAAAAAAUAAAUAGAAGAAGAAAAAGGUAGAGUUGUCUGACUCAUGCCACAGGACCCGGUUGGUGGCCCUCAUCUGCCACUUGAGUGGAUUCAGCACUCCCAUGCCAGCCUGUGAUGUCUUGGACUGCUUUGGGGCUAGAAUGGAAGCAUGCUCUUCCCUGAAAAGGUGACUUCUGCUGGUACUAAGGCCUCCUUGAAAGAUCCAUCCAGCUCUACUUUACAGUUCAGAAAUUCAUAAAAUUCGAAUAUCAGUGGCAGAUUCUAUCGACCUCCCACCGCUCUCGGGCACAAGGUGCUGAUCCCAGACACCUGCCAUGAAACCGCACCUGAAGCAGUGGCGACAAGGGAUGCUUUGCGGAAUAUUUGCGUGGGGGCUCUUCUUCGUGGCGCUAUUCCUCUACUUCACCGACAGCAACCCUGCGGCCCCGGUGCCCAGCUCCUGCUCACUCCUGGACACCAGACGGCUCCUGCCCGCGCAGGGCAAGCGCAGGGCCAUCAUGGGUGCCCUGCAGGAGCCCGCGGGGACCGAGAGCCUGGACUCGACCCGAGGGCUUCUCGCCGGACCCGCUUCUGAGCCCUUCUACCCCGGGCGGGAGGAGCUGCAGAAAUGGGAACAGGAACCGGCUGGGCAUAAGGAGGCGGAGUUUUUAUCGUCUCAGCUGGGGAGAAAAUCCCAGAGCACUUUCUACACAGACGCCGACGACUUUUUUGCAGCAGCUCAGCCGGGGCCGCGCCGCCAGCCGCAGGCCACGUGGGGGUCCUUGUUCCCCCGGGAUCCGGGCCAGCGCCCGGGGCUGUGGCCGCGCGGGCGCUGGAAGAAGCAGCCCUGGGGGCUGGAAGAGGGCGACGGCGACGGCGAGCGGCUGUCCUCCUCCAUGUCCAGGGCCUUCCUGCGGCGCCUCUGGAAGGGGAACGUGUCGUCCAAGAUGCUGGCCCCGCGCCUGCAGCAGGCCAUGAGGGACUACGUGAGCGCCAACAAGCACGGAGUGCGCUUCCGAGGGCGCCGGGCCGGGGCGCGGAGCCGCGCGCAGCUGCUGUGCCAGCUGCGGGGCCGCGUGCGCGUGCGCACGCUCGACGGCACCGAGGCGCCCUUCGCCGAGCUGGGCUGGCGCCGCCUGGUGCCCGCCGUGCCGCUCAGCCGGCUGCACCCGCACGGCCUGCGCAGCUGCGCCGUGGUCAUGUCGGCCGGCGCCAUCCUCAACUCCUCCCUGGGCCCCGAGAUCGAUUCACAUGAUGCAGUUUUAAGAUUUAACUCUGCUCCGACACGUGGCUAUGAGAAAGAUGUUGGAAAUAAAACUACUGUGCGCAUCAUUAACUCCCAGAUUUUGACCAACCCCAACCAUCAUUUCAUUGACAGUUCAUUGUAUAAAGAUGUCAUUUUGGUAGCCUGGGAUCCUGCUCCUUAUUCUGCAAAUCUUAAUCUGUGGUACAAGAAGCCAGAUUACAACCUGUUCACUCCAUAUGUUCAGCAUCGUCAGAGAAACCCGAAGCAGCCAUUUUACAUUCUUCAUCCUAAAUUUAUAUGGCAGCUUUGGGACAUAAUUCAGGAGAACACCAAGGAGAAGAUUCAGCCCAACCCACCGUCUUCUGGCUUCAUUGGAAUCCUCAUCAUGAUGUCUAUGUGCAGUGAAGUGCACGUGUAUGAAUAUCUACCCUCUGUCCGGCAGACUGAGCUUUGCCACUACCAUGAGUUGUACUACGAUGCCGCCUGCACACUUGGCGCCUACCACCCACUGCUCUAUGAGAAGCUUCUGGUGCAGCGUCUGAACACUGGUGCCCAGGGGGACCUGCACCACAAGGGCAAAGUGGUCCUGCCAGGGCUACGGGCUGUGCGCUGCCCUGCUCCCAACCCCACUGUUCCCCACUCUUGAAAUCACCCUUGGGGAUUAAUGUGCAAUAAGGUACUACUGUUGUACAAUAAAUCACAUAAGAAUACUUGAAGAUAUAUUUUAGGCAAUGUUAGUCUGAGUCUUUAAACUGUAGGUUAGGGGUGGCCAUCAGAAUUCUUCUCUUCCUAAGCCAUUGAGUAUUACUGCUUUGAAAACAGAACGAAUUUUUUUUUAAUAAAAGCUUGAGAAAAAUCUUUUAAAAGGGGGAAUAGUUUGAGGGAAAAUGCAAAUGUAUAACAAAUGAAUGAUGUACAUCAACAAAUGUUAACUUCCUUUGUGCUGUGGACACCUUUAUUCAGGGUUGGUUUCAGCUACAUGAUUCAGUGAUGUACUUGAUACACACCUUUAUGAAGUGGUUUCUACCUAGAAAAACUCAAGUUGAGCUGUGGUGUCUAUAGCAUUUAGUGUGUCACUUUUACAUGCAUUCGUCAUUAAAGGUUCUAGAGCUUAUGACAAAUAUCUGAGCUAUUACUCAGAUAUGUUUGACAGCAAAAAUUUCUCAGAGGAAGUGCACAUGUUUCAAAUGGCUCUGCUUUCAGUUGCUUGCUGAAUCCUUUCUUUGUAUCCAGACAAAUUUCUAAAACCCUAAUGCAUCCAUUUUGAGCAGUCCAAGAAAAGGUUUAUCCUGGCAUGCUACCACUAAGGGUUCACUUUGCUUUCCUGUAAUACUUCUCAAACCAGCGAGAAAUGCAGGAUAAGCCAGAUGGAGAAGAACAUUGUCACUAAAGCAGUACAAUCAGGGCAUUUCAGGGUGCCCUGGACUUUUUAUUUCCUUACCUCCCCACAUGUCAUCUACCCCCGAAUCCUCUCAUAGUAACAUGCACUGGCGUUUAGCAUAUUUAGCAUGUCUGAUGAGAGGGUUUCUCCAGAUCAAAGGAAAGACUUGGAGUGCAAUAACCCUGUGCAAUAAACCGUAUUUCUUUUAAAUCAGUUUCUAGGAGGUUACUAUCAGCUAUCAACCUGAUAGGGUUGUUUUAGUUCUUCCUAAAAGGCAGAUAUUUAAAAAUUUCCUCUUUGGGCCAGGGAUAUGAGUCAAAGAACUGGAACGCAGGCUUUAGUGUCCAACUACUCCCUCUUUCCCAGAGAGAAUCUUUUCACUAUUUUUUAUAUAUAUUUUAUGCCAUCAACAUAACAAAACCACAUAUAGAAUUGUAUGCAGUCAUUGUUUUUUAAUAAAGGAAAUAUGUAUAUUUUAGAGUGGUAGCAGCUUGAGACAAAAUUGUCAUCUCAGUGUGUUAGUUAUAUUCAGUUGUAUUUAUUUUUAUUUCAUGUUUUUUGUGGUUUGUGGAAGUCAGGGCCUCACACACAAGAUGCAGGCACUCUACCACUGAGCCACGUCCUCAGCCUGUUACUCAACUUUUGUUACUUAUACAUUUAAAAAAUAAAUUUUUACAGUUAAAUAAAUAUUUUAGAAUAACUUAAUUAUAACACUAAUGUUAAUUUAUAACCAAAACAUAUCUCACUGGUGCAGUUAAAACUUCAUGGCAAUGACAACAGCAAUUUAAUCCAUGCAAAUGUGUGAUAUCAGGAAAGUUAAUUGGAAAAAUCAUUUAUUUCCACAGCAUUCCGAGAAACAUUUUUUUCAGUAAGAAUGUUUUACAGAAAAUAACAGCUUCUGUUUUUUUGGUUAGUCCAUCCAUGCUAUAAAAACCAGGAUGGAAAAUGAACAUCUUGGUUUUCUUGCUGGUGCAUAAUUGGAAAAUAAAGACUAAUUGUAAGGUUUUAAUUAAGACACCAAAAGCCUACUUCAGAAUCUAUGAGAAGACAUCGAUGAUUUUGUCCUGCAUGCCUACACAUGUCAAGGUACAUGGACAUGGCCAAGUCACUUUUCUUUAUGACUCCCAUGUAUAGAGGGUGGAGCCAGUGAACUUGACUCUGGUGAAAUAGCUCCGCUGAACCCCCUUUUUGCAGCCUGGGCUUUACCCAGACCUGCCAGCGUUUCCUUCAGAUGCCAUGGUUUUGCCAUUACCUUUACAAACAGCAUCAUUUCCUUACAACCUUAUAAAGAUGAACUUAUUAUCCAGGGCGUCCUCAUGGAUGACAUGAGAUCUUGGUUGGAGGGAAGUUUAUAGGGGUUGAUGUAAUUAUGCCAAUUGAAAAAUCCAAGAAAAUGUUUCAGAGAUUUUAAACACCAUUUUAUUAUAGCACAUACACUUCUUUUAAGUAAUUUUAGUCUCAUUGAGGUAUGAGAAAGAGUACAAAUUGCAAAAGAAACAAUUAUAAUUCUGAACUUUAGUAAGGCUUUAAAGACUCUUGGGAAUCUGGGUCAUUAAAUAUUUGGAAAAUAUGUUACACAUAUCACUAUAUCAUAGAUUGAGUUUUUUCUGUGUAAAACUUUAAAUUGCUUAGAGUCCCAAGUAAAAUAGGUAUUAUAGUUAAUAUUGGUCCUAAGUGGCAGUAUUUUGCAAGACAUUAAAUCGUUGUAUGUCAAAUUUACUGAGUGGCAAUAACCACAUGGCCAUUCUCUGGAGUAAACAAUACAAGUUGUCCCACUCUAUUCUUUCCAGCCUCUCUCCCUUCCAGAACUUUCCAUUCACUUCUGUGAAGGGAUGCUGAUGAAAUCGUUACGGUGCAAUUUGAAGCCAUAACUUGGCCCUUUUCUAACUCUCAGGACUAACGUUGUUUUGUUGUUUUACAUUUCAAGAUAACUUCACUUGAGUUUUAAAGUUUUAUUGUUAUCUUGAUAAAAAAAAUAAGCAUGUCUAGAUCAGGAAUAGCUUACCUACAUCUAUGUUUCCUUUCCUGAUUUUCCAAUCUGUCUUCCAGAUACUAGGACAAGGUUUAAUGGAUGGUGGGUUCCUACUGUUUCCAAGAAAUACCAGGGCUGCCCCACAAAGUUCUCACAGGCAUACAUUUAUCAAGAGCUUUGAGUGUAGAAGCACAAGGGGGUCAGUAAAAACUUGCAUGAAAAUAUCAGGGAUUUGUGUUAAGAAGGAAUGAAGAAUUUUUGUGCAUCUUAUAUUUACUGGGUCAUUUGCCUGGAUGCAGGACUCAGAAAGAUCUUCCUUUAGCUAUAGCAUUUCUUACAGUCUUGUGCUCUUCAGCUGUCUCUGAGCCAAGAAUUUUAUCAAUACUCUACUUUCUAGUAGUCACCAGUCAUUGUUUCCAGAGCAUCUGGACAAAGUAAUGCUGAGGUUAUAGGAUAAUGCCUUCAAAAUUGGGAAAUAAAAAGUAGCUGUUUAAGGCUACUGUAAGGUGGUUUGUUACGUGUUUAUGAACUUUUUCAUUCUGGUGGAACAGAUUAAUUCCUUGUUAUUGGCAGAGCCCUCUGGGCAGGAAUAGCUGUAUCCACUAAAUCAAGGAUGUCCUUGUUGGCUGCAAUAAAUGGAGCACAAGUGUCACAUGAAUAAUUGAAUAUGGGAGAAUUUUGUGUCAAAAAUGUCGUUAAGGUUCUCUCUCCAGCCUUCCUCAGAGAUCAGUGCACAGUGCAUUUGCAGCUGGUGAUAAAAGCAACCUGGCCUGAUCCUUUCUCUUUGCUAUGGGAAGAGACAGAGAAAGGAUGAGGAAUUACUGAGAAAUACAUGAUAAAAUUUAGAGACAAAAUAGUCUCUGAAUAUAUUUUAAUUGUUUCUUCAACUUCUCACUUUAGAGCUCUUACUCAGUAGUUUCAUGAAUAAAAACAGCCACAUUUAGUAAUUAAGUGCUUAGGUAAAAAAUAUACCUGAUUUCAAAUCAGGUACAGAACUUUUUUUUUUUUUAUACUCUGGGUCUUUCCACUGUGAAAUGAUUCUGCAUGUUUCUUUCACUUGGACAUUAUUUACAGACUUGGUCAGUGAAAGAUAUUUCUUUCAAUUCAAGGAAAUGUAAGUUUUGAUUCUUGUUUUAUUAAGUGAAUGAAACCUUUUAGUAAAAAAAAAUAAAUCUAGCAUAUUUCUCUACAAAUGAUAGGCUAAUAGAAUUUAAAGAAUUAAAGACAUUGAUAUAGUUCUUACUCUUGUUAUAAAAAUUAUGCAUAUAGAUAUAGUUAUAUAAUUGUAUAUAUACAUAUCUACAUAUAUAGUUGUUUAUAUUGUCUCCUUAUCAAACUUUAUCUGAAACAUUUACAAUAAAUUUUAUUUUAAUUAUGUCAACACCAAUAUUUUAAGUGAAGGAAGCCAAUAUCAUAUGCCCAGUUAAAAAAAAUUUAAGUCUUUUGGGGCCAGAGAGACAGUAAAGUGGGGAAGGAAUUUGCCUUGCAUGUGGCUCAUUCCCGUCGAAUCCCUGGAACCACAUAUGUUCUCCUCUGCUCUGCCAGGAUUUAUCCCUGAACACAGAGCCAGGAGUAAACCCUGAGCACAACUGGGCAUGGCAAAAAAAAACAGUCUUCCAACAUAUGUAUUCAACAUAUCAUAGCUAUGUUCAAAAGCAUGGCAGAAAUAUUUGGGCCAGAGUGCGAGCACAGCAAGUAGGGUACUCACUCUGCACACAGUCAACCCAAGUUAGAUUCCUGGCAUCGCAUAUGGUUCCCCAAGCACUGCCAGGAGUGAUUUCUGAGUACAGAGCCAGGAGUAACCCCUGAACGUUGUGGGCAUGACACCCCAAAAAGAGAAAAAUAAUUUGAAAGCUUUAUAAAGGUAGAACAUUCUACCUAAAGAUUGUAUCGCAGUCAUAUGCCUAAUGCUCAUGACUUUUUGACAAGACCAGGGGAGAAAUAUGUAUGGAAAAUGGUCUUACAAGAGAGAGUUUGAACAUAUUUACUGCAUUGCUAGUAUGAAAAAUCCAGUAUACAUGGUACCACACAUCCUGUUUUACUCUCGAUAAAUUUUUCUGAUGAAAAUGAGUCAACUUUUUUAACAGUUUUAGGAAUUUUUUGUAUGAUAAUUUUUAAAAAUGAAAUGUGUGCUCUUCAAACUAACUGAAACUUAAGAUUUUCCAGGAGUCACAUUUUAAGGGUGUUUGUACACAUUUGAACACUUUGAUAUUUUCUAUUUUGGUUUUGUAUAUUUUUAUGUAUACACAAUGUACAGAUUUUUCUUGUAAAUAAAACAUGUUUUCAUUUGA